AUGGAGACCCAAAUCGAUGUUGCGGACAAUCAAAUCACGCGGAUUCGAGACCUCCCGACAACCUUUGCUUCAGAAAGACGGGUCAUGGGGCUUCUCGUUGGGAUUACUGCCAGAGACAGGGCCACCAAGCCAACAAUUGUGCAUAUAAGCGAUUUCUCCCAGUAUCCGGGUUCCAAGGGCGGCCUGAAGACAACUGUGUGGGAGGAACCCGUGUUUAGAGACGAGGACUCUUAUUUGGUGACCGACGUCGAGUUUCCCUACGAGCCAAUGGCAGAACUAAAGGAAAUAAUUGGCGAUGUUGUUGAUCCUGAGAGUUUCCAAAACAACGUGCCCAACACUUAUCCCUUGUACGACAAAGGGAUAGUGGUAUCUUUCAAAGUGAUUGGACGACAAUUCAAAGACACCGUCAAGCUUGUGGUGGAGCCCGCUUACGACGACGAGGAAAACAACCAACAGUGGCUGAUUAACCUGGAUCAAGCACGCGAAAAUGUGCACGUGCAAUCGUUGUACAACCAGGAGACGGUAAACUAUGCGGUGGCCACAGAGAUUUUCUGCGAUUGGAUCAAGUAUUUUGGCAAAGCCGUUUUGAGCUACCCGUCAUUUAAAAAUGUGAUACCAGCCAGACUUCUGGAGCCUGCCCCGAUCAAGCCACAGCCGCUUAGCCACGAUGGUGACGAGUUAAAAGAAUCGAGCUUUUUAAGCGAUCUGGAAUCUUCUGAAGAAUCAGAAUUGGAGAAAGAGGAGAACUCGCACUCCGACCACCAGAAACAGGUCAAUGUUUACAGACCAACAAUUCCAGUGGAUCAAAUUCCUGUGGAAGGCUACGACGGAGCAUAUUUUGUGCAUGUGAAGGUCAUCUCGAUAGAAUCGCGCUCUGAAGACCUAUUUUACAAGAACAUUGGUGCCAACACCAUCUCUACAAAGUCCGUGGAUAUCGUGGUGAAGGAUUUUGAAACAGCUGCAACGCUGCGUGUGAGAGUCGAGAAAGAAGAUCUUCUCCGAUUUGUUGGCACCACUUUUAUAAACCCGCAGCUGAAAUUGACAGUGACCGAAUCUGAGGCCGCGAAAAAUUUGAUAGCAAUGGUUAACGAUCCAGUUCGAAUGUUAGUCAAACCAAAGAGGGUCAGGCUGGCAGGUAGUAUGCAAAACUACACCGAAUAUCUGCAAUGGCUUUAUAGUGAAGUGUAA
Messenger RNA from Ogataea philodendri, 1188 nucleotides. RefSeq lists its product as uncharacterized. The transcript has a single exon. The record is from RefSeq and is a predicted model, not a curated record. NCBI's taxonomy places the organism in Eukaryota, Fungi, Ascomycota, Pichiomycetes, Pichiales, Pichiaceae. Bases 1 to 1188 code for a protein of 395 amino acids.